Telopea speciosissima is the source of this 474-nucleotide messenger RNA. RefSeq lists its product as uncharacterized. Bases 1 to 474 code for a protein of 157 amino acids. The transcript has a single exon. Lineage: Eukaryota; Viridiplantae; Streptophyta; Magnoliopsida; Proteales; Proteaceae. Gene Ontology annotation, molecular function: nucleic acid binding; RNA-DNA hybrid ribonuclease activity. The record is from RefSeq and is a predicted model, not a curated record.
AUGUCUACUCUUCACUGUGAUGGUUCUCUUUCAGGUGACAAGGUUGGUUUUGGAGGGCUCAUUCGUAAUGGAAGUGGGGAUCCUAUAGUUGCUUAUGCUGGCCUAGGUGAAGAUCUUUGUGUGCUAUCUAUGGAGCUCCUAGCUAUUCUCAAAGGUAUUUCUCUUUGUAUCGAUAAGGGCUUCCAUGAGGUCUCUUUCAAAUCAGAUUCAAAGCUGGCCAUCGACAUCUUGAAUGGGGAGAAUAUCGGGCCUUGGAAAAUCCAAACUACAAAAAGAAAGAUCCUUACGAAAUCAAGAUUGCUAAGAACAAAAGAAUUUGUUCAUGUUUGGAGAGAACAAAACCAACCUGCAGAUUUUAUGGCUUCCUUCCCUAGUGGUCCUUCUGGAAUUCUUUGGGAACCUAGGUCCUUUUCCCCUAAACUAUCGAUCCUCAUAAAGAAAGACAAGGAGUUUGUAACCUACUAUAGGAUGUAA